Messenger RNA from Stylophora pistillata, 3278 nucleotides. Its product is annotated as transmembrane channel-like protein 7. The record is from RefSeq and is a predicted model, not a curated record. Gene Ontology annotation, cellular component: plasma membrane. NCBI's taxonomy places the organism in Eukaryota, Metazoa, Cnidaria, Anthozoa, Scleractinia, Pocilloporidae. Gene Ontology annotation, molecular function: mechanosensitive monoatomic ion channel activity.
GUAGAUUGCCAAUAGUCAGCAAGACUUGGAUUACUGUCGAACUGCUAUGGAGUGACAGUCAGUCAACAGUAGGUCAACUGUCGGUUAGCUUUCGGCCAAACUGCAAGCAUUUUCCGGGACUAGGUCAACCCUUUGGCAAUGCCCUGAUCGCAACUCGAUGCUCAGUAAUUCGUCUUUGACGAGUUUGUUAAAAGGGCGUAUAUUGAAAGUGAAAUGCGCUAAAAAAAAAAAGGAUGAAAACAAGAAUGGAUCGAGAUGCAAUGAUGAGAUUGUUGCAGUGGCGCAUUAAACCAAGAACAGUACUUGACACAUUGUGCAUCGAUUUUGGUGAGUAUACUUUCUUUGUGAACGUUUUUAUUUCUCCAUUGGCUCAGCAUCUCAUGUAUUUUCUGUAUUACGAAAAUAACGAGAAAAAAAAUUUGGAUUGUGAUGGAAAACGUCUAGUCGUCUGAUUAACAAUGAAAGUCAAAAUGCACCAAUGAGAGCACGAGAAAUAAACCAAUAGCACCCAACCAUCCCUAUCGUAAAUAGCGAAACGAAGUCAUCCAAGCAACCACAUCGCCAGACUGAAGCCAGCAGUACAGCCGUUGAAACGUCGCCAUCCUUAACUGAUGACCUAACUUUGCAAUUGAUAAUUUUAAUUGUGAGAUGAACGAUUUAAUUUUCAUUUAUGAUUAGUUUGACUCCAGUAUGAACCUUUGAUGCUUUUAAAAAUCCAUCUUUAACGUUUUUUUUUCAAAGCUUACUGGCUGUCGCAGAGGACUCUACAAUAAAUCGUUUUGAAGAAACUAUCUACACCGUAGUACUCAAAAGUUGAAGAUCCCGACUCUAAGAAGUUGGACCUUUUAAAAAAUCUACCAAGUCGUCAGCUUUCGCGUUGGAAGCGACACACCAGGAAAAAGAUGAAGGAUAGAGAGCGGUCAAAAGAACACGCUUACGAAGCCGUGAAGAGUGAAGACUCUGAUGUCUUGGAUAUGGAGGAGAGUGAAGUAAUGAGAUCACGGAAAGGAAAGUUUGAGCAAACUGAGCCAUUAACUGUGCGUCUUAUGAAGCUGAGGAAGAGAAGCACCCCAGAUACAAAUGGAUUGCAAGGGCUUUCCUCUUUUACAGAAUUGCGACUUCGAAUUUCUAUGACGUUCAAACAAUGCUACGAAAGCUGCAAGGAGUUCAUAAACUCGUAUGAGUUGUGGAGAGGACACUUCAAGGAAAUAGAAGGAUCAUUCGGAAAUGGUGUUUUAUCAUAUUUCACAUUUCUCAAGUGGCUUCUUUGGUUAAACAUUUACAUCUUCGUUCUAACGCUGUGUUUUGUGAUCGUUCCACAAGCCCUCAGUUCAGGAGAGGAACUCCCAUUAACAUUGCCUCCGCAAAACGCGUCUUCUUUUACUUCAAACUCCUCAAGCUCGUUCACGGUUGUUCCAACUAAUGCAACAGCAUCUUCGCCAGCAAGAAAGAAGAGGGACGUUUUGCUGAAGAAUAGCGGAGAAGAUGAUGAUCUUAAGUGUAAUUUGGUGAAGCCCUAUAACUAUUCCUCGUAUACAAACAAGCCUUUCCCGCAGCUUCUGUCUGACUUUAUUUCUGGCAUCGGAUGGAUAAAUACAACGUACAUGUUUUAUGGAAGCUACUCCAACAACGUCUUGGUAAUAGGUAGCGAAAAAACUUUCUACAACAUGCCGCUGGCUUAUUUUUUGGUUGGCUGCAUAUGCUUUGUGGUGAUUUUACUCUCAAUAUUAUGGAGUGCUUCGCGGAUAUUUGAGGAGAGCUACGUGAAGGAAGGCAGUAAAUAUUACCAAACUUACUCCAAUAAAGUGUUUGGUGGAUGGGAUAUGUGUAUCGAAGAAGAAGCUGCAGCAAAGCUGCAGAUUAUGAGAUUCGUUAAAGAAAUCGAGGCCAGUAUAGAAGAAGACCUCAGACUCGCAAAUCUGGCCAACAGAACGAAGAAGGAGAAAUACAAAUUGUACGCAGUACGAGUUAUGGUGAAUCUGCUGGUGCUCGGACUCUCAGUUCUAUCAGCUUACUUGAUUUUCAUGACCUCUCAGAUGUCUAUAGAGACUUCCCAAGAUGAUGCUGAUAUCAAGGCGUCGCUUAUGACAGAUUUCAUUCAGUUGGCGAAGAGUUACGCUUCACCAAUCACCCUCUCCACCUUGGGAUUCAUUGUUCCUACCAUCUUUUUCUUCUUCUCUCGCCUGGAGGAAUGGAACCCGCGAGUCAGAGUCAACGUAGACCUGGCCAGAACGGUUCUGUUAAAGUUGGCUUCGGUGGCGGUCCUCAUUCUCUCUUUAUACAACAGAAUUAAGAAGACCUGUAUGUUGUGCUGGGAGAAUGCCAUCGCCGCAGAAAUGUAUAAGUUGGUGUGGACAGACUUUUUCGUGACACUGUUGGUCAUAAUCGCUGUUCAAACACCUCGAAGGUUAUUUGCUGAUCACGUUAGUUUAGGAUGUGACUUGGGAAGAAAAAUUGGCCGCCCCGAGUUUUUUAUUCCAGUUAACGUGCUUGAACUUGUUUAUAGUCAGGCGCUAAUAUGGAUUGGUACGUGGUACAGUCCAUUUCUACCCCUCAUGGCCAUUAUCAAGCUACCAAUUACUUUCUACGCCAAAAAGGCGACUGUGUUUUAUAAUUGUAAAGCAGAGGAGAAGGCGUACCGUGCUGGGAGGUCAAAUUAUUUUUUCAUGAUUCUUUUGCUCGGGACUUUCCUUCUCUGCCUGGCCGCUGUGGCUUAUGGAGUUACACAAAUUCGUCCGUCAGAGUUGUAUGGACCAUUUAGAGGAUUAAAUGAAGUUUACGACAUCAUUCCUUGGACUGUGUCCAUUCUUCCCGCUGGAUUUCGUGACACGUUUCAAAUUCUCGGCUCGCCUGUCUUUCUUGUUGUUCUUGGGGUCAUCAUUUGUCUUGGAUUAUACUUCUUCUAUGCCAUAGCAAAGGUUUACCGAAGAAUGAUUAGUGGUCUUCGAGAAGAGCUUUCCAUGGAAUCCAGGGACAAGAAGUAUCUUCUACAGUUGUUCACGAGCCAAUCGGAAGAGAAGAGCUGAAGAACAGUGAUGACGUCGCUUUGACAUCGUUUUCAAGAAGAUUGGACGCAUAAAAAAUCAUGUGUAGAUGACACUUGCAAUAUUUUUGUAAUACCUGUUUUUUAUUGUUUUUUUGUUCAACGCAAAUUAAAAAUAGCACCAAUGAACUUUUUGGAUCCUUGUAAAGGUCAAGGUUUGGAAUGAGGCACCUCGAUUGCAGGUGUAUCAUGUAAUCAGAUGAAUGUAAUUUGAAAUAAAAUAGGUUAUUGGUUA